Molecule: messenger RNA, 3013 nt
Organism: Phycodurus eques (leafy seadragon)
Lineage: Eukaryota; Metazoa; Chordata; Actinopteri; Syngnathiformes; Syngnathidae
Gene: cip2a
Product: cellular inhibitor of PP2A
Exons: 22
Coding region: 78-2786 (902 amino acids)
Source: RefSeq, a predicted model, not a curated record
UCGAAGCUCCGAGCGGGAGGAAGUCAGCAGUCACCGUACUUUGAAGACAUUUGUGGGGGUUUUAUUUUUUUCACGGGAUGGACACAACGACAUCAAUGAAGGCGCUGCUGCUCGCCAUGCAUCAGUAUGAAGGCGGCAGGAACGCUCACAGUGCGGCGCAGCUCCUCAAACAAGUACAGGAAGUUUCCGCCCUCAAAUGUGACCAUCUGCUGUCCUCGGGUCAGCUGUUGCCCACUGAGUGCGUCCACGGGCUGGUGGAGCUAACCGGAAACACUAACACGUGUCCCAUUGUAGCCGGCGCCAUCGUGUCCUUGCUGUCGCAGCUCGCAUGUGAUGAUGACAGCAGGACAAUGCUUCACUGUAACUUCAACCUCAUCAGCAUCCUGGCCUCGCUCAUUCAUCGUCACAGCGCUACCCCAGGUGACACUCUGGUACUGCAGAGUUUACAGUUGCUGCAGAAGCUGACCUACAAAACUCGCAUCUUCCCGUCCACAAACUACGUCCACGAACUCAUCGGCUUCCUCAUGUCCAACAUCCAGUCGCAAAGUGAUGACAUCAUCAUGCCAUGCCUCGGCCUCAUGGCCAACCUGUGUCGUGAUAACCAAGCUGUGCAGAAUCAUAUCAAGUCACUGGACAAUGUGAAGCCGUUUUACAGGACACUGAUCAACUUUCUGGCCCGCAACAGUCUGACCAUGGUGGUGUUCACGUUGUCCAUCCUGGCCAGCCUGACUCUCAACGAGAAUGUCGGCGAGAAGGUCUUUGGUGCCAAGAACAUCCACCAGACCUUUCAGCUGGUCUUCAACAUCAUUGUCAAUGGUGACGGCACCCUGACACGAAAAUACUCUGCUGAUCUUCUGGUUGAUAUCUUGCACAACCCAAAAAUCGCAGAUUAUCUCACUCGGUACCAGUACUUCUCAGCGUGUGCCUCUCAGCUUUUCGGAUUAUUGCAGUCAAAUGAUGUCGACUCAGCGGCCAAGGUUCUGGAGCUGCUCCUCGCCAUGUGCGGUGUGUCAGGUCUGCGCCCGCUGCUGUGCCAGGUGCUCUUUAAACCGGUGGGACCCAAGCUCAGGGUGGCGAGUCGGAGGCAAGGGGCAGCGCUGGAACCCAAGGCUGAGUCUGGGGUGGCACUGGUGCACUGGCUCAGCUCACCUGUGGGGGGCGCCGAGGCCUGCUCGCUGCAGGUGCUGCGGCUGCUCAAAGAACUGCUGGAGGACGCAUUGCGUGCCGCCAGCAUGCCUGACGGUGUCCACAUUUUUGUGGAAAUGCUCCUUCCUGUUGUGCUGGAUUUUGUUAAGGGCCUGGACCCCACCGCCCAUGACGACACCCACCUGAGGCAACACGGCGAGCGCAUCAUUCAUGUCAACGGAGUGCUACUUGUCCUGUGCAGCGAUGACGCCACGCGGGCGCUGGUCUCACACCAGGUGAGCGCCCAGUUGUGCCUCUCGCAGGUGGAGAUACUGCUCGCCUGUUGUCAUGGUAACAGCCCCUUGGCCUGGCUGCCUCCCGGUACAGACAACAGCCUCAGUCAGGUGUGUGCUGAGGCUCUGCUCAGUACUUUGGAGUUGAUGAGCAAACUGCGGCAGCAGGUGAGCGACAUGGAGACCAGCUUCUACCGGAUGCUACAGGACCAGAGGAUAGCCACACCCCUCGCACUGGCCUUGACAUCGCAUCACAGAGAGCACGUGCAGACCGGCUUUGCUCUACUCUUAGAGGCCGUGGCACUCCCGGACUUCCCGUCACUGGUCCUCGGUGAGAGCAUGGCCGCCAACAACGCUUACCGGCAGAGGGAGGCCAAGCUGUCCGUCAAGCGUGUUGCCGUGCAAGAAGUCCAGCCUCCUCGUACGAACGCCCGCGGACUGGAUGUGUCAGCCUCGUCCAACGGUGUUCACAGCCUGGUGGAGAAGCUCCACAGCGCCAUGGAGCUGCAGGAGCAGGCCAAGGACGCGCACGUGUCUGACAUCAUUGACGUCUACGAACAGAAGCUCGCCGCACUCGCAUCUGAGGAGAGUCGCCUUCAGGACCUGCUGGAAGCGAAGGCAGUUGCGCUGUCUCAGGCCGACCGCCUCCUUGCUCAGCAUCACUUCCAGCGAGCUCAGGCCGAGGCCGAGGCCCGCAAGCUGGCCAGUCUUCUGAAGGAGGCAGAGCGGCGGCGUGAAGACCUUCAGGGCGAGCUGGGCGUCCAGCUGGAGGAGGCGCAGCGCUCCAAGGCUGACACGGAGGAGCUGCUGCAGCACAACGCUAGACUGCAGCUGGCCUCAGAGGAGCACCAGGCCCUCAAAGCCACCUACAACUCCCUGCUCCACAGGUUUAAUGAAGGUGAGUGUCUGCUGAAGGAGCUUCAGACAGCUCAUGCCACUCUCAACAAAACCAACGACGCACUGAGGACGAACCACCAAGCUCUGCAGCUGCAGCAUGACAAGACCGCGUUGCUGUUGCAGGAGAAGGAGGAGGAGAUCACAUCGCUGCGUUCAGACAUGCGACUAAAGGAUGAUGACAUUGCAGCUCUGCGAGAUGACCUGCGGGAAGCAGCGCACAAGGGGCAGGAGAAGGAGCUGCAGAGGCAGGAGCUGGAGGACGCGCUGGAUGCUUUGAGGAAGGAGCUGAGCAAGACUGAGCAGGCCAGGAAGGACGCUAGUAUCAAGGCAUCAUCACUGCAGCUGCAGAAGAGUCAGCUGGAGGCCAAGCUCAAGCAGCGCGAGGACGAGCUCAAUGAACACUCGGCCAUGAUUGCCAUGAUUCACAGCAUGAGCAGCGGCAAGAAGAAAGAUGUCAACCUCUCACUGUGAUACCCACCAAUUCGAGCAACAUCGCAAGCUACAACGGCAGCAACUACAAUGAAUCAUCCAAAGCAACAACAGUAGCAACAACAGAAACAACUAAACCAACAGCAAAAACAACAAAUGAAAUGACACAAAAAAAAAGAUUAUUUUUAAUUAAAAUGACUGCCUAAUGUAUUUAACUAUUUUAGUAUUUAAUAAAUAAAUUUAAUGUAUAUGAAUGUAACUAUACUGUA